Molecule: messenger RNA, 3665 nt
Organism: Salvelinus fontinalis (brook trout)
Lineage: Eukaryota; Metazoa; Chordata; Actinopteri; Salmoniformes; Salmonidae
Product: inosine-5'-monophosphate dehydrogenase 1a
Exons: 14
Coding region: 35-1729 (564 amino acids)
Biological process (GO): GTP biosynthetic process
Cellular component (GO): cytoplasm
Molecular function (GO): IMP dehydrogenase activity
Source: RefSeq, a predicted model, not a curated record
AACCGUGGAGGCCUUAGCCCUGGAUUUCUCAGAGAUGGAGGGUCAAGGCUACGACCGGUUUGGUGAGCUUGAGCAAGACACCUACCAGAUCGACUACCGCCGUAUAGUUGGUGACACUGAGCCUGCCAGGCCACGCCUCUCGCCCCGUGAAGGGGAACACACACACCCCAACUCCAACCCUCGUGGCGCCUACACGCACACCAACCCUCACGGCCACGGGCACGAGACGGCCGCACAGAGAUACAGUGCCACACGCAUCCAAGCCGGAUACGAACCUGAAAGUGAUUUCCUGAUUCUGCCUGGUUUCAUAGACUUUAUUUCUGAUGAAGUGGACCUGACCUCAGCUCUGACCAGGAAGAUCACCCUGAAGACUCCUAUCAUCUCAUCUCCCAUGGAUACGGUCACUGAGUCCUCCAUGGCCAUUGCUAUGGCUCUCAUGGGCGGGAUCGGGAUCAUGCACCAUAACUGUACUCCAGAGUUCCAGGCCAACGAGGUCCGCUUGGUUAAGAAAUUUGAGCAGGGUUUCAUCACAGACCCAGUGGUGAUGAGUCCUCGCCACACAGUGGGAGACGUAUUCGAAGCAAAGGUCCGCCACGGCUUCUCUGGCAUCCCUGUCACCGAGACGGGCAAGAUGGGCAGCAAGCUGGUGGGCAUCGUCACCUCCCGAGACAUUGACUUCCUCUCAGAGAAAGACCAUGACAGACCCCUGGAAGAGGCUAUGACAAAGAGGGAAGAUUUAGUGGUUGCACCAGCUGGCGUCACACUGAAAGAGGCCAACGACAUCCUGCAGCGCAGCAAGAAAGGUAAACUGCCCAUAGUGAAUGACAGUGAUGAGCUAGUUGCCAUCAUCGCCAGGACAGACCUGAAGAAAAACCGAGACUACCCACUUGCCUCUAAAGACUCCAGGAAACAGCUGCUGUGUGGAGCGGCCAUCGGAACCAGAGAGGAGGACAAAUGCAGACUGGACCUGCUGAUGCAGGCUGGGGUUGACGUGGUAGUGCUGGACUCCUCCCAGGGGAACUCUGUCUAUCAGAUCAACAUGAUCAACUACAUCAAACAGAAAUACCCUGAACUACAGGUGGUGGGAGGAAACGUGGUGACUGCAGCCCAGGCUAAGAAUCUGAUCGAUGCGGGUGUGGACGCUCUGAGGGUGGGGAUGGGCUGCGGCUCCAUCUGCAUCACCCAGGAAGUGAUGGCGUGUGGGCGUCCCCAGGGCACAUCAGUGUACAAGGUGGCAGAGUACGCCAGGCGCUUCGGUGUGCCCGUCAUCGCAGACGGAGGCAUCCAGACCGUUGGACAUGUGGUAAAAGCUCUCGCUCUUGGGGCAUCCACAGUGAUGAUGGGGUCAUUGCUCGCAGCAACCACAGAGGCCCCGGGGGAGUAUUUCUUCUCAGAUGGCGUGCGGCUGAAGAAGUACCGCGGGAUGGGCUCCCUGGACGCCAUGGAGAAGAACAGCAGCAGCCAGAAACGCUACUUCAGUGAGGGGGACAAGGUGAAGGUGGCUCAGGGUGUGUCAGGGUCGGUUCAGGAUAAAGGCUCCAUCCAUAAGUUUGCCCCCUACCUCAUCGCUGGCAUACAACAUGGCUGCCAAGACAUCGGAGCCAAGAGCCUCUGCAUACUGCGGUCCAUGAUGUACUCUGGGGAGCUGAAGUUUGAGAAGAGGACCAUGUCAGCUCAGGUUGAGGGGGGAGUACACGGGCUCCACUCUUAUGAGAAGCGGCUAUACUGAGGGAGGAGGGAGAAUGAGCUCACGAGCAGCACCCAGUGUACCCUCACCAGCAGCCACCAGGCACAACGGAUACAUGUGACCUACCUACAACCAUUACUCAACCUCCACCCAUGUUACCACAUCUAACCUACCUACAACCAUUACUCAACCUCCACCCAAGUUACCACAUCUGACCUACCUACAACCAUUACUCAACCUCCACCCAUGUUACCACAUCUAACCUACCUACAACCACUACUCAACCUCCACCCAAGUUACCACAUCUGACCUACCUACAACCAUUACUCAACCUCCACCCAUGUUACCACAUCUAACCUACCUACAACCACUACUUAACCUCCACCCAAGUUACCACAUCUGACCUACCUACAACCAUUACUCAACCUCCACCCAUGUUACCACAUCUAACCUACCUACAACCACUACUCAACCUCCACCCAAGUUACCACAUCUGACCUAACCAUAGCUGCUACUAAUUUCAACCAUUACAUAACCUUUUGGCUAUACAAGGGAAGACCACUGGACUCCUCUCCUCUUGUCUCCCUUUACCUACUCUUUCUCUGUGUUGUGUAAGAUGCUUUUGAGAGACCAAAGAGUCACAUCUGACUUAUGACUUAAUUGAUGUUAUGACAUAAACCACAGGGACUAGGGACUAAGCUUCAAUGGUCAGAUGUAUUGGGUUAUGGCACAGAGCCAUCGGGCUGUAUAAAUUAAAUCAAAUUGUAUUAGUCACAUGCGCCAAAUACAACAGGUGUAGGUAGACAUUACAGUGAAAUGUUUACAUACGAGCCCCUAACCAACAGUGCAGUUUCAAAAAUACGGAUAAGAGAUAAAAGGUACAAGUAAUUAAAGAGCAGCAGUAAAAAAAUAACAAUAUAUACACGGGGGUGCCGGUACAGAGUCAAUGUGCGGGAGCACCGGUUAGUUGAGGUAGUAUGUUCAUGCAGGUAGAGUUAAUUAAAGUGACUAUGCAUAGAUGACAACAGAAAGUGGCAGUUGUGUGGAGGGGGGGGGGGCAAUGCAAAUAGUCUGGGUUGCCAUUUGACUAGAUGUUCAGGAGUCUUCUGGCUUGGGGGUAGAAGCUGUUUAGAAGCCUCUUGGACCUAGACUUGGUGCUCCGGUACCGCUUGCCGUGUGGUAGCAGAGAGAACAGUCUAUGACUAGGGUGGCUGGAGUCUAUGACAAUUUUUUUAAUGUACAUAGCUAAUGUAGAACUGUGACUACUGUGUCCUGGGAGAGACUGUUUGAACAUAGUAAUCCUUGUUUUAUGUACCCUGGAACUCUUUAAACCAGGUCUGGUUGAUCAUGGUCCUAGGUCUUAGAUGUGUUUGGAGCACAGGAGGCAGGUGGCACCUUGAUUGGGGAGGACAGCCGCUUGGUAAUGGCUGGAGCCUCAAUGGGAUCAAAUGCAUCAAACAUGGAUUCCAUGUUUUUGAUUCCAUUCACUCUGUUCCAGUCAUUAUUAUGAGCAGUCCUCCCCUCAGAGGCCUCCACUGGUUUGGAGGUACAGUAGUGUUUUUUACUGUAUGGAAUAGCCUAGAGGUCUGUCCGUGUGGCUCUACUGUAGAGAGGACCAAAGCUAGGAUAAGCUAUAAGGUAAGCGUUAGCCUUAAAUCAGGGAUAACCACAGCGCCUUAAGACUGCACAUGGAGGCUAUACCAGUGUUGUAGUACUAGAGUCCGGGGGCCUCAUUUUAUGAAAUCUGUGGGUAAACCAUGUGUGGGAUCAUUUCCAUGCAAAGUGUGAGAUUUAUCACUAUGAACUUUGCUUGAGAGUGUGUAUACAUUUAUGCACAGCCAUAACGAUGCAUAGGCACAGUGCAAAGUGGCGGAAUAAGGGAACUGCUUGUCAAGCAUGAAUGGGGGAAAUAUUCUGUAUGUUGAAAAUGUGUGAAAUUGUGAGAGUAAUAAUUAAAUCAUUUUUCCGAUUUAAUUGU